CAGCAGCUUUGCUUUAGCUAUUCUUCUCACUCCAACAUGCCUCCAUCUGCCAAAAAGACAAUUGCCUCCUUUUCUGACGAGAGAUUUCAGGCUGUCGUCUUGACCGACUCUUUCGAGAAGAAAUUCGCUCCCUUGACCUACAACCUACCAAGAUGCUUACUACCCUUGUGCAAUAUUCCCUUGAUUGAGUACACUUUGGAGUUUUUGUCCAAAAACAAAAUAUCUGAGGUUUUUCUAAUGUGUUCAAGUCAGCAUUACCUUAAAAUCAAGGACUACAUUUCCACCUCCAAAUGGUCUAACAACAAGUCCUCCCCCUCCUCCAACAACAACAACAACUCUUCUGACAACUAUUUCCAAAUCAAACUCAUUCUAACUAAGGAUUCUAACAGCGUUGGCGACGUUCUAAGAGAAAUUGACACGAAGAAUAUCAUCCAAAACGACUUCCUACUCAUCUAUGGCGACAUAAUCUCUAAUAUAGAUCUCCAAAAACCCUUGGACUACCACAGAUUGAUCAAGAAAAACGAUAGAAAUCACAUCAUGACAAUGAUUCUACUUAACUCCUCCGAAAAUCAUUGUUCAAGCAACAACACCUCCUCAAUCUCAUACAACACUAACUACUCUUCCUUCUCAUCCUUCAACAAAUGCAUUUACUACGACAAGAUCAACCCAAUCAACAAAAAGCAAUCCUCAAUCUCCCUCGACCUCGAUCUAUUCAAUAAUAACGACUUGUCUGACUUUUACAUCUCAAACAACCUAAUCGACCCUCAUAUCGAUAUCUGCUCUCCCAACAUCCCCCUCUUGUUCCAGGAAUAUUUCGAAUACAAUAACUUGAGAUCUGAUUUUGUCAACGGCAUCUUGUCCUCUGAUCUAUUGAAAAGAUCAAUCUACGCCUACAUUCUAAACAACAACAAUUGCAACAAAAACAAUAUCAUCAACUACGCUACAAGAAUAGACUCCUUCCAAACCUACGACUCAAUCUCAAAGGAUAUCUUGCAAAGAUUCACCUACCCACUUACCCUAGACUCAAACCUACUCUCAAUUAACAACGAAAUUCAGUUUUACUCUCACUUUGAAACCUCCCUUAACAAUAUCUACAAACAGAAAAACGUCAUUCUUUCCCAAAACUCAAAGCUACUCUCAAACAUCCUAAUCGGUAACAACACCCUCGUUCAAAAUAACGCUUUAAUCAAAAACUCAAUCAUUGGCAAAAACUGCAAAAUAGGUAAAAACACUAAAAUCUUAAACUCUUAUAUCUUUGACAACUCAAUUGUUCAUGAAAACUGUCUCAUUCUCAACUCCUUGAUUGCCUCAAACUCAGUCAUACACAAAAAUACAAAACUAAACUCAAAUUGUAUCAUUGGUUACAACUGCAUUGUUGACCAAAAUAUAUCCCUACCUAAGAAUACUAAAAUUAUUGACAAUAAAAAUUACUCUCUAAUCGAUAAUCAAUUCUGCAAUUCAUCCCAAGAUUCUUUUUAUCCUGAUGACAAUGACGAUGACGAUCUUCAAGAUACUGACGACAGCACCAAAAGACUAAAAAAAUCUUCCCUAUCUAACGACGAUACUCUAUCCGAUCUUCUUGGUCCAGCUGGUAAAGGAUAUUUGUAUUUAUCUGACAACGAUGACUCCGAUGUCGAUGAUAUUGACUUAAAUCGCCUUAACUCCCAAAAAUCAGAUGAUUCCGAUGCUGAAUUUGAUUCAAACUAUUCCCUAGACCUAGAGCAGGAACACUUACUAGAUAAGGAAUUGGGCGACGAUUUGUUUGAUAGAUCCAAUGAAAAUAACCAUCAAGCUGACAGAGAGUUUAAAAAGGAAGCAUUGGCUACAUUCAACAGAUCUUUUAUAAACAACCACGAUCUAGAUACCACAAUACUAGAGAUAAACACUCUAAGAAUGAGUUACAAUGUCGGAUAUAAUGAGGUUCGUAACGCUACCAUCAUAUCCAUUUUCAAUCGAAUUGAAUCUUUGAUCGCCAACGAUAACAUGAAGUUUCAAGAAUUCUGCCUGAAAGUGAUGAACCAAUGGAUCCCUUUGUUUAGAAGACAGAUCUUUGAUCAAAAGGACAAGAACGACUUCUUGGACCAGUUGAUCAAAAUCAGCAAAAAGUACCCAAAUCUUGGAGACAAGUUGGUCUACAUGACCAUCGACUCAGUCUACAACAAUGACAUUGUGUUGGAGGACGAUAUUCUCAACUGGUUCGAUGAAAACCAGAAAAACAUCAAAAACCAGCUUGUCGUAAAAUACGUCGACUGGCUCAGAAACGCUGAAUCUGAGUCUGAGUCUGAAAACGAUGAUGGUGAA
Molecule: messenger RNA, 2301 nt
Organism: Ascoidea rubescens DSM 1968
Lineage: Eukaryota; Fungi; Ascomycota; Saccharomycetes; Ascoideales; Ascoideaceae
Gene: GCD6
Product: translation initiation factor eIF2B catalytic subunit epsilon
Exons: 3
Biological process (GO): biosynthetic process
Cellular component (GO): eukaryotic translation initiation factor 2B complex
Molecular function (GO): translation initiation factor activity; translation initiation factor binding; guanyl-nucleotide exchange factor activity
Source: RefSeq, a predicted model, not a curated record